AUGAAUAAAAACAGAAAUUUUUUCAAGUUUUUGGACAUACAAUACCUCUUUUUCUUUGAAGUCGGCAUUGGAAUCAUAGCCAAUACUGUCCUGCUUCUCUUUUAUGUCCUCAUCUUUCUUCUAGAGCACAGAUUCAAACCCAUCAAUUUAACCAUUAUCCAUCUGUCCUUCAUCCACAUAAUUAUGCUGGUAACUGGGUGUUUGAUAGCUUUAGACAUUUUUGGAUAUCAAGACUUGGGGAAUGACAUUGCCUGUAAAUCUGCUAUCUAUUUGAACAGGUUGAUGAGGGACCUCUCCAUCUGUACCACCUGCCUGCUGAGUGCCUUCCAGGCCAUCACCCUCAGCCCCAGAAGCUCCUGUUUGGCAAAGUUCAAACAGAAAUCUGUGCAUCAGAGCUUGUAUUGCUUUCUCUUUUUAUGGGUCUUCAAUAUGCUCAUCAGUAGUGAUUUCUUAAUCUCCACUAUUGCCACCCCUAAUGGGACUUCCCAUAACCUUGUGAUUGCCACUCAGUCCUGCUCUUUUUGGCCCAUUAGUUACUUAUUUAAGUAUAUCAUUUUCUCCUUGGUGACUCUCCAGGAUAUGAUCUUUAUAUCACUAAUGGGGCUCUCAAGUGUGUACAUGGUGAUUCUUUUAAACAGGCACAAAAGGCACAGUCCCAGUCUUCACAGCACCAACUUGUCUCCAAAAGCAUCCCCAGAACAAAGGGCCACUCAGACUAUUUUGUUGCUCAUGAGUGUCUUUGUUGUCAUUUAUUUUUUGGACUGUGUUAUCAGCUCUUCAUCUGGAGUAUUCUGGAAAUAUAGCCAAAUUUAUUACUGUAUCCUAAUGCUGUUUAGCAAUGGCUAUGCCACAAUCAGUUCUUUGGUGCUCAUCAGUACUGAAAAACAAAUGACCAAGUGCUCAACAUCCAUGUUUAGGAGGGCAGUUAAUGUUUGUUCAUUUCAUCAUGGUCUUCUCUAA
Fukomys damarensis (Damara mole-rat) is the source of this 960-nucleotide messenger RNA. RefSeq names its product vomeronasal type-1 receptor 90-like. Bases 1 to 960 code for a protein of 319 amino acids. Gene Ontology annotation, biological process: G protein-coupled receptor signaling pathway. NCBI's taxonomy places the organism in Eukaryota, Metazoa, Chordata, Mammalia, Rodentia, Bathyergidae. The record is from RefSeq and is a predicted model, not a curated record. Gene Ontology annotation, molecular function: pheromone receptor activity. Gene Ontology annotation, cellular component: membrane. The transcript is spliced from 2 exons.